Molecule: messenger RNA, 639 nt
Organism: Drosophila novamexicana
Lineage: Eukaryota; Metazoa; Arthropoda; Insecta; Diptera; Drosophilidae
Exons: 2
Coding region: 1-639 (212 amino acids)
Source: RefSeq, a predicted model, not a curated record
AUGGCUAAGUUCAGUUCAGUGCUUAUUGGGCUGCUGCUCAGCAUUUUGAGCUGCUUGGCAGCCGCUGAUCUUCGCGCUGAUCUGCGUGAUUUUAUGGCGCUGGUGCCGCGUCGUCGCAUCGGUCAUAUAGCGGCGCGAUACUAUAUCUUCGAUCCGAAGUUUCGGCAAGCCGUAGAGUUUCUGCGCAGCGAUGAGUUCGCCAAGACCUGGCGGCAAAUGCGCAUGGCGCCGGACUUUGCCGAUCUGAUCGACUACGUCACGGAGUCCGGCUCCGGCUACGAUGUGAGCAGCGUGGUGGACAAGCUGCCCAAUCGCCUGCGUAUCUUUCAGCUGUCGCGUGUAGUGCCCGUGGAUAUGAUGCUGCGCCGCGACUUGACCACAUUCCUGCACGAGGCACUCCAAAGUCUGCCGCGUGCUCAGUUCUACGGCUUGAUGGUGCGCAAGGUGCGCGAGGGCGGAGACUUUGCCAAACUAUACAAGGCACUGCGAGACAGUGAGUUCAGGGAGCUGGUGAACACGGCUCGGCACGCAAAGGACUUGCAGACGCCGCUGAGCAAGCUGAGCAAAAAGCACAUCAAUGUGGAUGAAAUCAUACAAAUCGCGUUUGAGUUGAUAAGUUGGGGCCCGCAGGUACGCUGA